Nymphaea colorata (pocket water lily) is the source of this 831-nucleotide messenger RNA. RefSeq names its product protein DOG1-like 3. The transcript has a single exon. NCBI's taxonomy places the organism in Eukaryota, Viridiplantae, Streptophyta, Magnoliopsida, Nymphaeales, Nymphaeaceae. Bases 1 to 831 code for a protein of 276 amino acids. Gene Ontology annotation, molecular function: sequence-specific DNA binding. Gene Ontology annotation, biological process: DNA-templated transcription. The record is from RefSeq and is a predicted model, not a curated record.
AUGGCCGAAAACCAACAAGAGAAACUGUCUCAUGAACCGGUCGCCGGAACGUCAGAUGAAGCUGCAUCGAACCAGCAGGAGCAACAGCAGCGAGAGCGUCGUUGUAGCUUCUGUGAGUGCUUUCGGAUGCGAGCAGAGCAGCAGCAGCAGGAUCUCCGAGACCUCGUCAACAUCCGCACCCACCACAUCCACAACGAGCAGGCCAUUAGGCGAGCUAUCGCCAGAACCAUGCAGCACUAUCUCGAUUACAGCCGGAUGCGAGCCUUCAUAGCUCGGAGCAACGCACCCGCCGUCUGCUCCCCCUCCUGCAGCAGCACCUUCUGCAACUCGUUUCUGUGGCUCGGUGGCUGCCGGCCGACGGUCAUCACUCGCCUAGUCUACGUCAUGGCCGGCCAGGAGGUGGAAGGCCAGCUCUGGGAGCUCCUCCAAGACGUCGAGGUGCGGAACCUCGCCGGCCUCUCGGCGCACCAGCUGGAGCGGAUCAGCAACGUGCAGAGAGCGACCAUCAGAAUGGAGGAGGCGCUGUCGAAGAGGAUGGCGAGCCUGCAGGAGGCGAUGGCGGAUCAGCCGCUGGUCGGGCUGGCGAGGAGCAUGCAUGGUGAAAGCAGCCGCACUGCGGUUUCCGGCAGCCCGGACUCGGUGAUGGGGGCGUAUUCUGGCAGGAUGGCGGAGAUAAUGGCGGACGCUGACAAGCUGCGGCUGCAGACGCUGGCCAAGACGAUAGAGAUCCUCACCAUAACUCAGGCGCUAGACCUGCUGAUCACCGGAGCGCAGCUAAAUAUCUGCGUUCUCCGGCAGGGAAAAAGGCGGGAUCGAACUCAUGCAUCCUAG